Molecule: messenger RNA, 1201 nt
Organism: Cercospora beticola
Lineage: Eukaryota; Fungi; Ascomycota; Dothideomycetes; Mycosphaerellales; Mycosphaerellaceae
Source: RefSeq, a predicted model, not a curated record
UAUUUCUCCGCCUUCGUCAAGCUUCGUCGACGCGGUCGGACUAUUUGCGGGCGGAGGUGAGUGAAUUGUUGCGAGAAAUGCGAUGCAAGGAUGUCAGGAUGAUGAUGACGACACUUGCCAAGUGCGCAGAUUGGAGGCUGCCAUCCUGGCACAGCACAACCACCUGAUAAGGAGCACGUCUACCUCGAUCAACACCCUCGCCGCAGGUCGGUCUGCUGGUCCCUACGACAUUGAGUAUCUCACCCUGCCAUCAGCAACGUUCCCGCUCUCCGCCCAGCCAAUUUGACGCGAACAUGACACGGAGAAUUGUCUAUGGCGUGUCGCUCUGGGUCUUCCUAGGCGCCGCCGCGUGCACCAUCGCUUCCAUCGCCCUUCCUGACUGGGUCAGCUACUCCUCGCCCGUCGAAGGCCAUGACCCGAUCAAAAUAUCAUACGGCUUACACAAGCGUUGCUCCUCCGUGACGGGGCAAUGCACCAAAUUCCCGCAAUACGAUGACUGCCAUGGCGAUGACAGGUCAUUUUGCAGCAUUUGGCGGACCGUAGGAUUCGCCAUGAACUUCAGCGUUGUCCUGCUUCUGGCCUGCUUGGUGGCAUAUGUGACAAUUCUAGUGGGAGGCCGAGGGACAAGAGAAGUAGGCUGGAAGAUCUUGUGCCCGUUGCUCAGUGUGGUAGCUUUGGCACAGCUCGUAGCCAUGUCGCUUGUGGCUGGGUUAUAUGAACAUGAUGCACGGUUCUUCGUUGGCUGGACAUUGGCAAAGUCGUUUAUCCUAUGCACCGUGAGCUGGAUCGUGCUGUUCGUCAAUGCCACGAGCGUGCUCGGAGCAGCAUUCUGCUUGGAGCCCGAGGACGAUUAUGAAAGAAUACCGUGAACGCAUACAGUCUUCAGCAAGCGAGACAAGGUAGAUUACGAUCACCAUCAAGUCCGGUCUCGCCUCUGAAAGGAUCAAGCAAACGACACUGGCCAGCAGCUGAGCAAUCCCCGGGAUCGCGUUGGACAGGAAACAAGGAAGCUGCAGGAUGAGUGUACGAAGAACGAAGGCGGUUACAACAGCUGGUCAGCAUCAGUGCGGCUGAGAGAGAGAAUCUAAACUCGGAUUACUGGACGAUAUUUGGCUGCUCGCCAUCGCUUUGUGCGAGGCAACGGACAUUCAAAUGAUACCCGAUAUAGACUAUCACCAUAUUGAUUGUUAGCAGAUUCAUG